Acaulospora colombiana is the source of this 147-nucleotide messenger RNA. The record is from the annotation of a GenBank genome assembly. Lineage: Eukaryota; Fungi; Glomeromycota; Glomeromycetes; Diversisporales; Acaulosporaceae.
AUGCAUCAUCGCAUCUCAUGGCUUAACAUUUCCCAAACGGGUGGUCGUAACGGCGACUCGAUGCACAUAGGGCAGUAUGAAGUUACCAAUUCCAUAUUCGAAAGCUUUUCGAACAAUGGGCUAGACAACUUCUACCCCCAGGGGCUA